AAUUAAAUAAUCAACAAUUACAUGAACGUGUAUCUGUUGAUUAUCUUCAGUUUGCUUCUUAACCUUUCUUAUUUCUUAUCAUAGUAUAAGUUGGAUUGUACUGGAAUAAACAAGCGUACUACCUUCGUGGCAACGGACAUUCAAACAAUGACGUUUUCUCAUAUGUGCAAAUAUGUCGUAGUCUUAAUAAUUAUUCUUUAUUCUCGCAAAGCUCAUGGCCAGAUGCAAAACUCUGAUGGGCUGCUGGGAACAAUCAAGCAACAGGGAGAGUUAUUGACCAGUUUAAAAGAAAAGGUGGACGAACUGACCCGAACUGUGAAUGAGUUUCGAAUAAAAGCCAAAGGACAGGAAAAAACAAUUAAAGAACUUUCGAUUAAAAUUGAAUCUCAAAACUCGGAAAUACAAGUCUUACACAAUAUCAUAAAUAAUAUGAAGGAAUAUCCCAUUUUCAAUUCCAUGAACAGUCCUGCCAUAGAAGUGGAUAAUAAACGAAAUGGCUGGAGUAUAGCAAAUGUUUUGAUAAGUUCAGAAUGGCAGAAAACGCAGUACCACCAAAACGAAAAUAGCAAGGGACCUUCUUCAAGAGAACUUCGCCUUCUUUCGCAGAGUUUUCCAGACAAUGAUCUACACAACCAAUGCGCAUUCUACUCCUAUAUGAGCACAGACGAACACACAUUGGCCCCUCACCAUACACUUAUUUUUGAUGUUGUGAAGACAAAUAUAGGAGAUUCUUAUAAUAAGUAUACUGGCGUUUUCACUGUUCCUGCAAAUGGCUUGUAUGUGAUAACGUGGAAUAUCUACUCAGACGCCCACAGUUAUGCCUUUUCAAACCUUAUCAUCAAUCAAAACAUAUGGAACAGUGCCCUGGCAAACUCGUAUGACAAUGGUGAUCGCCAUGCAUCUACUGGUAUAGUCGUUGCCCAUCUGAAUAAAGAUGAUGUUGUUUUUGUUAAAACGCACGAGACCGUGUCUGGCGUUGGAAAUAUAGAAAGCUCAUCGGAUGCACGAUCAACAUUUUCUGGAUGGAGACUUAACUAGAUAAACAUGAACACUCAGCAAAAGAAUCAUUUUGACAAUAAAUUUUGCUGUAAAGAGUCAUGUUUUAGAUAAUCAGUUAGACGAUUAUGAUUUUCUUCUCCCAAAAAUUAAUUCUUAUCUUUAGAAAGCGAUUUUCAAA
This is a messenger RNA of Saccostrea cuccullata (small rock oyster), 1177 nucleotides long. Its product is annotated as caprin-2-like. Gene Ontology annotation, molecular function: protein binding. The transcript has 2 exons. The coding region runs from base 148 to 1038 and encodes 296 amino acids. The record is from RefSeq and is a predicted model, not a curated record. Lineage: Eukaryota; Metazoa; Mollusca; Bivalvia; Ostreida; Ostreidae.